Molecule: messenger RNA, 1742 nt
Organism: Drosophila arizonae
Lineage: Eukaryota; Metazoa; Arthropoda; Insecta; Diptera; Drosophilidae
Gene: Ugalt
Product: UDP-galactose transporter
Biological process (GO): pyrimidine nucleotide-sugar transmembrane transport
Cellular component (GO): Golgi membrane
Molecular function (GO): pyrimidine nucleotide-sugar transmembrane transporter activity
Source: RefSeq, a predicted model, not a curated record
AAAAAAAAAAAAAAAAAGCAAAAACAACAAAACACGAUAAAACUGGACGCAAUAUGAGCUGAAAGCUUGUUUACGUGUCCGUGUCUUCUUCAUAGCCGAACAAUCGUUGAAGACACAACGCGCACGGCAGGCGGGCAGCGCGUACUGUCAACGCAGCAAUUGUUGAUCACCGAAACAGGUGUUUCCCUUUAUUUAUUUAUUCUUUUUCAUUUUUGUUUUGUUUUCGGUUUUGUUUUUGGCUCAAACUAUUUUGGCCUAAACUCACGCUUUGCCGGCUCUGAUACCAAAACAGACGCUAAGCGCAAAAUGAACAUUCACGUUAACGCCAACACACUCAAGUAUGUGAGCCUGCUCACAUUGACCCUACAAAAUGCGAUCUUGGGCCUCAGCAUGCGCUAUGCGCGCACUCGGCCGGGCGACAUAUUUCUUAGUUCCACAGCUGUGCUCAUGGCGGAGUUUGUCAAGCUGAUCACCUGCCUGGUGCUGGUCUUCAACGAGGAGGGCAAGGAUGCUCAGAGAUUUGUGCGCUCGCUGCACAGGACGAUCAUUGCCAAUCCGGUGGACACGCUCAAGGUGUGCGUGCCCUCGCUGGUGUACAUCGUGCAGAACAAUCUGCUGUACGUGUCCGCCUCGCACUUGGAUGCGGCCACCUACCAGGUGACAUACCAGCUGAAGAUCCUCACCACCGCCAUGUUCGCCGUGGUCAUACUGCGCCGCAAGCUAUUCAACACGCAGUGGGGCGCUCUGGUGCUGCUCGUCCUGGGCAUUGUGCUGGUGCAGCUGGCCCAAACGGAUGGCGGCAGCGGCGUCGGCGGUGCCACUGGCAACGCCAUUUCAACGGCUGCCAGCGCGACUCUGACAUCCGCCGAGGCACCUGCACAGAACCGAAUGCUGGGCCUGUGGGCGGCACUGGGCGCCUGUUUCCUGUCGGGCUUCGCGGGCAUCUACUUUGAGAAGAUACUGAAGGGCGCCGAGAUCUCCGUGUGGAUGCGCAACGUUCAGCUCAGCCUGCUGAGCAUUCCGUUUGGGCUGCUGACGUGCUUCGUCAACGACGCCAGUCGCAUCUACAACUUUGGCUUCUUCCACGGCUACGAUGUCUUCGUAUGGUACCUGGUGCUGCUGCAGGCAGGCGGCGGCCUGAUCGUAGCCGUCGUGGUUAAGUAUGCGGACAAUAUACUUAAGGGAUUCGCCACCUCGCUGGCGAUCAUCAUCUCCUGCAUCGCCUCCAUCUACAUAUUCAACUUCAAUCUGACGCUGCAGUUCAGUGCCGGCGCCAUGCUGGUGAUUGCCUCGAUAUUCCUCUACGGCUACGAUCCAUCCCGGGCCAAUGCCAAGCCCAUCCCCCACUCUGAUCCCGGCGCUGGUGACGAGGAGAAGCUACUGCCACGAGUCUGAGCCAAUGCACAAUGCAAGCUCUCGACCCUGCCUAAAAAAAAAACCCCCAUCUCUAAUCCUAACCCAGGGCAACGUCAUCUUUCUUUUCCUUUGCCACCAGUAUUUGUUGUAUUUUAUUUCCUUCUACUCCUGGGCUGCGAGGUCCACGUGAUUAUUGUAUUUGUACUUCAAUUUGAUAUUCGAACUGCUUUUGAUAUUUUAAGCGGAAGCCUUACGCAUUCCCGAAUAGCCUCAUAUACAUACCAGGUGUAUAUGUAUAUAUGUACAUUUAUAUUAAGUCCCAUUGGUCUGGUAUAAGACGCUCGGGCUAACAUUACGUAUUUAUAUAUAUAGUUCUUUAGCCGGCA